This is a messenger RNA of Helianthus annuus (common sunflower), 416 nucleotides long. RefSeq names its product 40S ribosomal protein SA. The record is from RefSeq and is a predicted model, not a curated record. Gene Ontology annotation, cellular component: ribosome; 90S preribosome; cytosolic small ribosomal subunit. Gene Ontology annotation, biological process: cytoplasmic translation; ribosomal small subunit assembly. The transcript has 3 exons. Lineage: Eukaryota; Viridiplantae; Streptophyta; Magnoliopsida; Asterales; Asteraceae. Gene Ontology annotation, molecular function: structural constituent of ribosome. The annotation marks the transcript as partial.
CACCCACCCCCACAUCUCUCUGUUGCUAUCGAGAACCCACAGGACAUCAUUGUUCAAUCCGCUAGACCAUAUGGUCAGAGAGCCGUGCUCAAGUUUGCCCAGUAUACCGGAACUCACGCCAUUGCCGGAGAUCACACUCCUGGUACAUUCACUAACCAGCUCCAGACCUCUUUCAGUGAGCCACGCCUCCUCAUAUUGACUGACCCACGAACCGAUCACAAGCCCAUUAAGGAAGCUGCACUCGGAAACAUACCGACAAUAGCUUUCUGUGACAUUGAUUCUCCUAUGAGAUACGUUGAUAUCGGUAUCCCCGCUAACAACAAAGGGAAACACAGCAUUGGUUGUUUGUUUUGGCUUUUAGCCCGAAUGAUUCUUUAGAUGCGGGGUGUGAUCAAUCAAGGACAUAAGUGGGAUGU